CGGGCGGGCGGCGACUCCAUGGUGCCGGCGGACCGGCCGCACGGUUGUGCACCAUGUGGAAGCUUCCUUCUUUUCUGGCUCGGACGCUCACUUCUGGGACCAAUGGCUUGCCAUUGCUUCCAGACAUGGCUGAAGGACACUUACCCAUUCAUGUGAAUAAUGGUUUGGACUCGAGGUUUUUCAGAGCUUUUUACGUCUCUAAAGCUGAAAAGGAAGAUGAACCUAGUUUAAACCGAGACAGAGAAAGUGCUGUUUAUUCCCCCUCCAUCCCAGCACAGUCUGCACGCUAUUGGAAAAUUGAGGUUUUGUGUUCUAGAAGCUAUGACAGUGUUUCUGCUAACACUGUGUUAAUCAAUGCAUGCUAUGGCAUCUUCACAGGUGGAGUACUCCUUUGUUGCUUGCUGCCAGCCGAGAUAGAUAAGCACAAAUCCCAAACUGUGUUCCCACAAGUGCGAAGCAGAUUGAGGGAUAUAGUGGGAGCAUCUACCAACUGGAGGGAUCAUGUGCAAGCAAUGCAAGAAAGAAAAGCUCUCCAUACUUUACUGGCAAAACGUCAGGAAGAUCUCCCCCCUAGAAGAAUGAAAGAUAGCUAUUUGGAAGUUAUUCUGCCUCUAGGAAGUCAACCUCAAAUAAGAGAGAAGUAUCUGAAUGUAUACAACAGUGUAAGGUUUGGAAGGAUACUUGAAGAUCUUGACAGUUUAGGAGUUCUUAUUUGCUAUACUCACACCAAGCAGGAAACACAGCCAAGGUCUCCCUUAUCGAUAGUUACAGCCCUGGUAGAUAAAAUUAAUCUGCGCAAGAAGGUCGUACUCCCUGACUGUGACAUCAAAUUCACAGGCAAUGUUUCUUGGGUUGGAAAGACCUCAAUGGAAGUAAAGAUGCACAUGCUGCAGUUGCAUGACGGUGAUUACUGCCCUGUGUUAGAUGCAACCUUUGUCAUGGUGGCCCGGGACCCAGAAAACAAACGGCCGGCAUUUGUUAACCCACUCAUUCCUGAGAGCCCUGAGGAAGAAGAAAUCUUCAAGCAAGGGGAAAUGAACAAGUUAAAGAGGAUUGAUUUCAGCACUGCUUCCUUACUGAAAAUGGCUCCCACUGCAGAAGAAAGAAACAUUGUUCACGACAUAUUCCUUAAUACAUUGGACACAAGGACAGUAAGUUUUAGGAGUCGUAUAUUACCACCCAAUUCAGUGUGGAUGGAAGAUGCAAAGCUAAAGGGCCUACAGAUCUGCCAUCCUCAGGAGCGGAACAUCUUCAAUAGGAUCUUUGGGGGUUUUCUAAUGAGAAAGGCAUUUGAACUGGGAUGGGCAACUGCUUGCAGCUGUGGGGGUUCCAGACCUUUUAUUGUAUCUGUUGAUGAUAUCAUGUUUCAGAGGCCAGUUGAGGUUGGAUCCUUAUUACUGCUUUCUGGACAGGUCUGUUACACGGAGAAAAACUACAUCCAGGUUCGAGUGCACAGUGAGGUGUAUGAUGCAGAUACUAGAGAGCACCACACAACCAACAUCUUCCAUUUUACAUUUAUGUCAGAAAACGAGGUCCCACGUGUUGUCCCCAAAACAUACGGAGAGUCCAUGUUGUAUUUAGAUGGGAAGCGACACUUUGCUGCAACCAUGAAAGAAAUCUGAGAGGCACUGAGAGCUGCAUCAGCAGUGGAUCAGCAUACUGUCUUAGAACGAAUGAGUCAUAGCCACGGAUGGCUAACAAACAAGUGUUCUCAAUACUAAACCAAAAUAA
Molecule: messenger RNA, 1731 nt
Organism: Oxyura jamaicensis (ruddy duck)
Lineage: Eukaryota; Metazoa; Chordata; Aves; Anseriformes; Anatidae
Product: acyl-coenzyme A thioesterase 9, mitochondrial-like
Exons: 18
Coding region: 54-1622 (522 amino acids)
Biological process (GO): acyl-CoA metabolic process
Cellular component (GO): mitochondrion
Molecular function (GO): fatty acyl-CoA hydrolase activity
Source: RefSeq, a predicted model, not a curated record